Sus scrofa (pig) is the source of this 13596-nucleotide messenger RNA. NCBI's taxonomy places the organism in Eukaryota, Metazoa, Chordata, Mammalia, Artiodactyla, Suidae. The record is from RefSeq and is a predicted model, not a curated record.
GUUUGGAGCAAGACUAGAACUAGGUUCAAGCUGAGCUCUUUCAGCUCCCCCGGUGAGUGUGGAGGUUCAGUUCUGCACCGGGGCCCUCCUGACCUCAGGGAUGGCAGGAAGUGGAAUGCUGACUGGCCUCAACUAGCACUGCUUAGUUCAAUCUCUCUCUUUUGGUUUCAUUUUGUGGCUUUUUGUUUUCGUUUUUGUUUUUGUUUUUUUGCCAAGCCCAUGGCAUGUAGAAUUUCUGGGCCAGGGAUCAAACUCAAGCCGCAGCAGUGACAUCAAGAGAAUCCUUAAUUUGCUGAGCCACAAGAGUCUCUUUGAUGAGAGUGGAGUGGAGACACAACUCCCUGACAGACCCUACCCCAGCAGGGGAGUCAGAGCACCACUACCUUCUUCUGCAGAAUGGUGAGAUGGGGUGGGUAAUCAGCUUCCGGCUCACCUCGCUGAAACUGUGUUGGAGUUUGGCUGGAGAACGAUUAAGAAAAAAGACAAUCGUAUCGAUGGAUAUAAAAAGGGCAUUUGAAAAAUAUCCCGCAGCAAUUCUCAAAAUUUCAUAGAAAGCUACCGAAAAAUCAGAAAAGAUCAUAGUCUCAAAACCACCAGGAAGCAUACAGCUAAAAGGACAAGGAAGAGCUCAUCAUUACGUCAUUCGUUGCAGAUACGAAAAUAUUCUGACCUUGUGUUCUGCCUUGGCUUCAGCCAGAUGCCCACAAAAAUAUGAGGAUUCAAGACUGGGCCACUUCAGGAUUCAUGGCAGUCAGGGUAUGUUCUAGGAGAGACCUGCAACCAGCUUGGCUUCUCCCCCCUCUUCUCAUGCUGUGGUAUCCGCCAAGAGAUAAGAACCACGGGCACAUCUGCGUUUUUCCAGAGGGCCCCUCAGCUUCUCUGAACGUUAUGACACAGAUCCACUGAGUACAGAUCCAAAGACCCCUCCUCCAGGAAGCCUGCCCAGAGAAACUUCCCUACGCGAGCUCUCCAACACCUGCGAGACAGCGCCCCUGCUCCGCAAAUGUGAGUUUAGAGACGUUUCAUCCUCCGUACGGAAUGGACACUCCUCCAACAUGGCGGACCCCAUAGGGAAGCACAACAUGGGCGCGGCCAUGUUCGGCGCUUGAUAGCGCAGCCGAGGGCCACCGAAGGCCCCCCCUAAACACAGACUCCGUAACAUCCCCAUGUUGACGCUUGGCUGACCGCGGCUUCGAAUGUGGUUUUGCGCGUGCGCAGGACCACGCCCCUUCGUGCGAAGUCCCAAACCCGGAGAAGGGGCGGUGCUAGGGGUGGUGACCGGAAGCAACUGCGGUUCUCAGCCGAGGUUUAGUAGUUGUUGUCAAGAGGAUCUCGGUGCUGUGUACCGGAGGGAUGCGGAGGUGAUGGGGACUUGGGGAGGGUUUCUUGGCGUCUCUGUGGAGCCCCUGGGCCAGACCCUGUAGUCAAGGCUGCAGGAUCUUCCUUCUGGCCCCAGCAGCUCUGGUGAGUCCACCAACUCUCCCGGCCUUGGGCUCCAGGGAAGAAAGGAGUCUUCUGCAAGAAAGCCCAAGCACUGAGGCCCAGCAAGAAGAUGCCAGCCCACCGGAGCUCUCAUGGGCCUUCCCUGGCCCUAACUACGGGGGCACCUGACAGCUCCUGCGAGGUGUCAGUGUCAUUCGAGGACGUGACCGUGGACUUCAGCAGGGAGGAGUGGCAGCACUUGGACCCUGCUCAGAGGCGCCUGUACCAGGACGUGAUGCUGGAGAACUACAGCCACCUCCUGUCGCUGGGGUAUGAAAUUCCCAAACCAGAGGUCAUCUUGAAGUUGGAGCAAGGAGAGGAGCCUUGGAUGUUGGAGAGAGAUACCCCACAUCGGCGCUGUUCAGAUGGAAAGUUUGGGAUUAAAACCUCACAAAAAAGAAUUUCUGGAAAGGUUUCAUUUCAUAGUGAAGUAGAGGGUGAAGAUACAAGAGAUGAUUCAUUGUAUUCCAUUUUAGAAGAGCUGUGGCAAGAUACUGAACAGAUAAAAAGCUAUCAGGAAAAACAGAACAAGCCUCUGGGUCAUACUGCUUUCAUUAAUAAGAAAAUAUUGAACACAGAGUGGGAUUAUGAGUAUAAAGACAGUGGAAAAUUUGUUCAUCCAGGCCCAAAUUGUAUUCCUUCACAGAAAAGACUCCAUAAACGUGACUCAUUUGGAAAGAAUUUAAAGCAUAAUUUAGACUUACAAAUUCAUAGUAAAAGCAAUGCAACAAAGAACUUUGAUAAAAUUAUUGGACAUGAUCAAGUUUUCACCCAGAGUUCCUCUUUUACUAACCAUGAAAAUACACAGACAGCAGUGAAAUUCUGUGACAGCAAUCAGUGUGGAAAAGUCUUCAGCCUCAAACAAGCACUCAGUCACAAUCUGAAAUUUCCCGUUGGGGAGAAAUCAAAUAUGUGUACUGAAUUUGGGAAGAUCUUCACCCAAAGGUCACACCUCUUUGCAUCUCAAAGAAUCCAUACUAUGGAAAAACCUCAUGAACUUAGUAAAUGUGUAAAUGUUUUUACACAGAAGCCACUACUCAGUAUUUAUUUGAGAGUUCAUAGAGAUGAAAAACUAUAUAUAUGUUCUGAAUGUGGGAAGGCAUUCAUCCAGAAUUCAGAAUUAAUUAUGCAUGAGAAAAUUCAUACUAGAGAAAAACCCUAUAAAUGUAGUGAAUGUGGAAAAUCAUUUUUCCAAGUAUCAUCUCUACUUAGGCAUCAGACAACCCAUACUGGAGAAAAACUUUAUGAAUGCAGUGAAUGUGGGAAAGGCUUCUCCCUGAACUCAGCCCUCAAUGUGCACCAGAAAAUUCAUACUGGAGAAAGACACCACAAGUGCAGUGAGUGUGGGAAGGCCUUUACGCAAAAGUCAACACUCAGAAUGCAUCAGAGAAUUCAUACAGGAGAGAGAUCCUACAUAUGUACUGAGUGUGGGCAGGCCUUCAUCCAAAAGGCACACUUGAUUGCACAUCAAAGAAUUCAUACUGGAGAGAAGCCUUAUGAAUGCAGUGACUGUGGGAAGUCUUUCCCAUCUAAGUCACAACUCCAGAUGCAUAAGCGAAUUCACACAGGAGAGAAACCCUAUAUAUGUACCGACUGUGGGAAGGCCUUCACCAACAGAUCAAAUCUCAAUACUCACCAGAAAUCUCACACCGGAGAGAAGUCCUAUAUAUGUGCUGAAUGUGGGAAGGCCUUCACAGACAGGUCAAAUUUCAAUAAACAUCAGACGAUUCAUACUGGAGAGAAACCCUAUGUUUGUGCUGAUUGUGGAAGGGCCUUCAUCCAGAAGUCAGAGUUAAUUACACAUCAGAGAAUUCAUACUACAGAGAAGCCUUAUAAGUGCUCUGACUGUGAGAAAUCCUUCUCCAAGAAACCCCAUCUCAAAGUACAUCAGCGAAUUCACACAGGAGAGAAACCAUAUAUAUGUGCAGAAUGUGGGAAAGCCUUCACUGACAGGUCAAAUUUCAAUAAGCAUCAGACAAUUCAUACUGGAGAUAAACCCUAUAAGUGUAGUGACUGUGGAAAGGGCUUCACUCAGAAAUCAGUUCUGAGUAUGCAUCGCAAUAUUCAUACAUGAAAGUUAUCCUGCUUCUUAAAAAUGAGAAAGCCUUAUCAUAGAAAUCAGAUUUCUGUGUAUUAUAAAAUUCAACCAAGACAGAUCCUAUAUGAGUACAUUGCAUAAUACAAAGCAUUCAUUAGGCUCUUUCACCUGAGAUGAGAAAAAUUAUUCAGAAGAGACCCUCUAUGAAUGCAUUGAAUGAAGGGAAAUUUCCAUGUUUGGAUGGCCUCACAAAAUAUAAUAGAAUUCAUACUGGGAAAAAUGCUGUCAGUUUGAUGCAUUAGGAAAAGCCUUCCUGUAGAAAGUAUUAUAAAGCAAGUUGUUACCAAAUGCUUUAUAGAUUGAGCAUGCAAAAUUAUAUAAAUGACAGUAAGGUUCACUGUGUUAUAGUAAGCGUUUUAAAGUGACAACAAAGCAAAAGGCAGAACCACAAAAUGAUAUAUUUGAUGUGCAAGACUUGCUCUGUUUGUAGUCAAACCCAUUGCACAAUGGGAGGAAUCACUGAAUUGAAAUUCUUUUUUUGGAGUUAAUGUAAUUAUGUCUAUCAAAUAUGUUUCCAACUGAAUAUUUCACUUAUGUGAAUCCACAGUUUCAAGGUCAUUAUUGUUUUAUAUAUACACAUAUCUGCAUAUAUAAUUUUACACGAAUGCAUAAGUAUAAUCCUGUCAUUUAUACUAGGUUCCAUGACAUAUUUUUAUCUUCUUUCAUUGUGGUACAAUGCAAAACAGCCACAGAUCUCUCCCAUCCCCUUAUGCACACCCCUGUGUAAUAUUACUCUGUUGUUUCUCUUAUUAAGAAGUGGAGCUCUCUCUCUACUCCUUGACUCUGAGCUUGGCCAUGUGACUUGCUUUGGCCAACAUACAUUAGCAAAGAAAUUCGAGAAGAUGCUGGAGAAGUGUGAAAAGCCUACCUUGAGGCUUACCCUCUCUUGCUGCUCUUUGGAAUUCUGAGACCUUCAUUUGAAGAGGCUCAGAUUACUGGGGGAUGAGAAACCACGUGGAGCAGAGAUGAUCCAGCCCAGCAGAGGCCCCUUAGACCACAUGCCAGACCUAGAAGUGAGCCUUCCUCGACCUCCAGCCUCAGCCACACCAGCCCACACCAGAAGAGCCAUGCCAUUUAUCCCAGCCAACCUGGAGAAUAAUGAGAUAAAUAAAAUGACUCUUGCUUUAAGCUACUAAGUUUUGGGGUAGUCUGUUGCACAGCAAAUGCUCAGUAAUACCUAAAAGUGUAUGCCUGUUGAGGGUGUUGUAUCAAAACAUAAGACAUGUGGCAUUAGCUUUGGGCCUGGGCCUCAGGUGGAGACUGGAAAAACAAUGAGGAAAUCCAUAAGAAAGUCUGAAAAAGACGGCAGUCCAUGUUGUUUAGUAAGGAAAAAAAUAGCAAAACAGUCACCACGCUCUGUGGAAAGACAGAGAAUGUACCAAAUGAACUUACGGAUCUGGCUAAGGAAAUUUUCAGCAGAAGAUUGGAAGUAUCAGUGUGCUGCUUUUAGCUGCAUAUAAUACACAGAAAGAAAAAUAUGAAGUAAUAACUGUUCCAUUUUGCAAGCAGAAUCCAGAAGAAAUUUAAAAAAAAAAAAAAAAAGCCAGAACUUGGCUGGGUUGGAAAAUAUCUGCUUCACAUUUCCAGUCUCUCCAGCCAUCAAAAUAUUCUCAAGGUGGGAAAAAAAUGGCCCCAAGGUAGAGAUCAAAUUGUAGAUGUGGCUGUAAGACCCUUUGUUAAAAUGUGUGAGAUAUUUAAGUUGGUGUUUGGGAAACCCGCUCAGCUAAGCUAAAGGACUUCUAAAAACUUCGCAAUAUUUCCCCGGUAGUCUGACACCUUGCUCAAAGUCAAGAGGGGCCUGUCUGAAAAAGAAUUGUUGAUGAUGUCGCCUUUGGGACAUGGAGUAAAUCCAAGCCAGAAUCAUAGACAACCUGUACCAUUUUUAAUAGAGUUUUAGUAGCAAAACUACCUCCAGGUUGGACUUCAAGGGAGUGAAACAGGCCCAAAUGAAAAGUGGCCUCUGGACUCCCUAACUUCUGUGAACAGGAAGCAAGCUGAGAAGGUUGCUCAGCUGCAAACAUGGGCCAUUUCUUAUGGGAAAAGAAGGCCGUCUCAGAGAGAAGACCCAAGAACAAUGUAUUAAAAUGGAUUGGGAAGCCAUUCCCAGGUAGAACUGUGACCUAAGCAAGAAACAUGAUUUGCCCCUGAAGCAGGGAGACCUGACAACCUUUGCUGUGUUGGGAUUUCGGAAUUAUUAUGGAACAGUGGGUGAGAUGUGCCUCUUGCUCCUCCCCUUUUUGAAUGGGAGUAUCUAUUGCAGUUAUCCUAUCCCCAUCUCACUCUUGUAUUUGUGUGUGUGUGUGUUGGGGGAGGUGGUCACAUAACUUCUCAUUUAGCUCACAGGUCUCUGGAUCAAGAAACUGAGAAACUGUACCCAAGGAGCCUCAGCCAUAUCUGAACCUGAUACAGAAGACUUAAGAUUUUGGACUUGAGCCUGAUGCCAUAACUUGGGAUAGACAUUUUGAGGUCUUGGAAUGGGGGGGUGAACAUAUUUUGCAUGGUAUGAUAAUGUAAAUAAUUUAUGAGCAGAAGAGAGACCGUGUUAGGUAGAAAAUGCUAUGAAUCUCCAUCCCUAUAUGUAUGCCUGCUUUCAAUCACAAUUUCUCUUUGUGUUUCAGUUGGGAUCAAUUCUAUUGAUCCAGUGAACUGUCUUCAAGUUCACUGAUUUUAACCCCUGUUCUGGCCCUGUCACGUCUACUGAUGAACCCAUUGAAAGCAUGCUUCAUCUCAGUUAACAUUUUCUUUUUAUUUCUAGUAUUUCCCCUUGAAUCUUAGAGUUUUCAUCUCUCUGCUGAAAUUCCCCAUCUGUUCAUACCUGUUACGUUUUCCACCACCAUCUUUAACAGGUGGAUCAGUGGAGUCUGGAUCUGUUGAUUGCUUUGUCUCGUGACAGUGAAGGUUUUUUUCUCGUGCUGUUUUGCAUCAGAUUUUUGGCUGAAUGUCAGAUGUUAUAUGUAGGAGAAUAGAAACUGGGGUGAGUAUUUAUUCCUGGGAAUAGACGCGGCUGCCUUCCUUCCAGGUCAUUAGCAUAGGGGACUUGUGGCCCUCUAGUCAGGAUUUGGCCUGAGUUUAGGUUUCGCUGUUCUCUUUACCUGCAGUGUGCCAAUGACUUCACAUUUCUCUAGUGUUUCCUUGGGCUUAGGGUAGGCACUGGUUGUCCAGACAAUUUUUCUCAAUAUUCCUGCACCACCUUUGCCUUCAGUCCUUUCCUGUGUGCCUGUGUCUUAGGCUCUCUCUUCAUACUCUUGCCCCACCCUUCAUCAUAGAUGUCAAUUAUUACCUGAGUCGUGGUGAUCUGAUGAAUGGGGAGGCAGGAGUUGGCCUGAGCCAGCCUCAGUCUUAGGCAGGCCCUGAAUACCUGGGUCUUGAGGGUGAAGCUUUUUCAGGGAUUCCACCCUCCCCAUUGGUAUAAGGCCUUUAAUGGUCUGGGCCUAGCAUGGUUUCCUGGCCUUCCCCCAUGAGUGGAAGGGUUUUUUUCCCUUUCCCCUUCCUCUGCGGGCAACAGGUUUUGAUGCACUUCCCCCAGGGACUUCAGGCUUUUGUUCUGUAAGGGAGUAGGAUCUCAUCAGGGCUCUGUGUCAUUUCUGUAUCAGCAGCUGUCCCCUUGCAGGCCCACAGCACUGACAGAGACUUUCUCCAGUCUCCCACCCUACCCCAUGCUUCUUGCAAGCAUUCAGUGGAGGUCUAUGGAGAAGAACCUGCAAGUGGGGGCCAACUACCCUUAGGUCUCCAGCUCUCAGAGGUCCUAUAUUCUCACACUGUCCCAUACUCAGCCUUCAGAAACGUAUUUUAAAAAAAAAUUUUUUUUUUGCUUUUUAGGGCUGCCCCCACAUCAUAUGGGGGUUCCCACACCAGGGGUCAAAUCAGAGCUACAGCUGCAGGCCUACGCCACAGCCAUAGCAACACAGGAUCCGAGCCGCAUCUGCGAUCUACACCGCAGCUCAUGGAAACAAUGGAUCCUCAACCCACUGAACAAGGCCAGGGAUCAAACCUGCAUCCUCAUGGAUCCUAGUCGGGUUCGUUAACCGCUGAGCCACGAAGGGAACUCCUAGAAAUGUAUUUGAAAUUCUUGCUGAAUUCUUACUGCUGGUAUGGUGGACCCACCUCCCUCCCUGCUCUGCCAUAGGUGACUUCCUGUCUCCUUGAGGCAUUUGCGUUAUGUAUCAGGCUAGUUAGUUGCUCCAUGAAAUUCGCUCUCUGAUGAAUUCAGGAAAAGUUAUGAUUUUGUAGAUUACCUAUAUUUUUUCUGAUUAUAAGAAUGGGGAGUUCCCAUUGUGGCUCAGUGAGAACCUAGCAUGGUCUCUGUGAGGUUUCGGGUUCGAUCCCUGGUCUCACUUAGUGGGUUAAGGAUCUGGUGUUGCCACAAGCUGCAGCAUAGGUCACAGAUGAGGCUUGGAUCCCAUGUUGCUGUGGCUGUGGUAUAGGCCUGCAGUUGCAGCUCCAAUUCGACCCCUAGCCUGGGAACUUUCAGGCUGCCCCCAGGUGCCGCCAUUAAAAAAAAAAAAAAAAAAAAAAGAAUGGGAGAUAAGCUCUUUCCAGAGCAGUGAUGGAGCAGAGAUGCGCCAUCCCAGUUGAGGUGCCCUAGACCAACUAGAUUUUAUCUGCUAGACAUGUGAAUGAAGCCAUUCUGUCCAUCUUACCAUGGUCAUGUUCACUGUGGUCAGCAGCCCCUGAGAUGACCCUGCAUGAUUCAUACCCUUGUGUCAUUCCAUUCCCUUUAGUUGGGGCUGGAUUUAGUGGCUUGAUUCCAGUGAAUAGAAUGAGGCAGAGGUCAUGGGAUUGUCACUUUCAAGAUUAUAGAAAGACUGCGGCUUCCAUUUUGGAUGCUCUCUCACUCUCAUGAGAUAGCCCUAUGGAGAGACCCACUUGAGUGAGUUUGGGAGCAUAUUCUCCUGGUCCAGCCUCCUGAUGAGACCAUAGGCCCAGCUGACUGCAUCCCCAUGAGAAACCUUGAGGCAGAAGCACCUUUCUGAGCCUCAGCUGAAUUCCUGAUCCACAGAAACCAUGAGAUAAUAAAUGUUUGUUGUUUUGAGCUGCGAAAUUUUAGGUAAUUUGUCACAUAAUAAUAGGUUAGUAACAUACUGGCCCAGACUAGAAAAGCUCUGCCAGCCAUCCCAGACAACUUACAGAACCAUGGAUGAAAAUGUAGAUUUUUAAGCCACUAAAUUUUGAAUGUUACCCAGGAAAAACUUAAUACAUUUUUAAAAAUUUUUUAUCUUUUUAGUGCCACACCCGUGGCAUAUGGAGGUUCCCAGGCUAGAGGUCCAAUCGGGGCUGUAGCCACUAGGCCUACACCGAAAGCCACAGCAAUGCCAGAUCUGAGCCAUGUCUGCAACCUGCAUCCUCAUGGAUACUAGUCAGAUUCGUUUCCGCCGAGCCACGACGGGAACUCCAUAAUACAUUUAUUAUUUACUGAAUUUCCUCCACUGUUUAUCCCCAAUGGAUAACCAAUACAAGUUAACUACUCUGAGCACUUUCUUGUUUUAAUCUGUGCUCAUGGUCAUAUAUAGACAUACAUAUGUUACAUGCCUAUAUAAGGAUUGUUUUUGUCCUUGAUUUUCAAAUACGGGAUCAUGUCACACAGACAUCUCUGCUCCUUGCUUUAUUACUCAACAGUAACCCUUUUGAAUGGUUGCAUGAUAGUUCAUGGGGUGGGUAUGCAAGAAUUUUUCAAUCAUCUGCAUAUUAAUAUUUAUUUAUACACCCCCCGUUUCAACUUUUUUGUCACUAGGAGCGAUGCUGUUCAAAACAUCAAGAGGCACUUUGCAGAGUGGUUAGGUAGAGAGGCUCAGGGACCAGUGGGCCAGGGUUUCAAUCCUGGCUCCACCUCUUGGCUUCUCCGUGACCUUGGACAGAUUAGUUAACCUCUCUGCCCUGAUUUCUUCAGCUGUAAAGGAUGUUUGCAUUCAUAGCGAUCUCAUAGGUGUGGCAUGAGAAGUACAGAAACUUCCUAGGGCUGCUAUAAUAAAGUCCCACACACUGAGCAGCUUAAAACAACAGAAAUGUAUGGUCUCAGAGUUCUCGAGGCCAGGAGUUUGAAGUCAAAGUUUUAGCAGGGCUGCAGUUCCUCUGAAGGCGCUGGAGAAGGAAUUGUUGCAUGCCUCUCUCCUAGUUUCUGUUGGUCUCGGGCAUUCCUUGGCUUAUGGGCGCAUCGCGCCAGUCCCACAACCAUUUUCUUCCAGUGUGUCUUCAUGUCACGUUCCCUCUGCGUGUCUGUCUCUGUGUCUAAUUUUCCCUUUGUUUCUUUUUUUAUAAGGAUACCAGUCACAUUGGAUUAGGCCCACCCUUGUGGCCUCAUUUUAACCUGAUUACUUCUGUAAAGACUCUGCUUCCAAAUAAGUGCAUAUUCCAAGGUUCUGGAGGUCAGGAUUUCAACAUGUCUUUGGGGGGAGGGUACACAGUUACUCCUAAGAGGAAGUUAAUGCACUUAUAUGUAGAAAGCACUUCAAACUAUGCAUGGGGAGAAGUUCCUGAUGAAUACUAGAUAUGCCCCACUUCCUGAGCCUGCCCCUACCUUUCUCGAUGCUUGGGCGGGAUUUGCAAGCUUAUCUGUGGUAUUUUAGUCUCAUCCAACUACCUAAAGACAAUGUAUGGAGUAACCAGAAAAGCAAAUCUAGGAGCAAGACUUUUACUAUCAGCAUCUGAGGACCGGGCCAAGAAGGAUUCAUCCUUAGAGGAUAAUGGGAAGAAGCAGCCCGAGAGGUGAAGACAUAACAGGUAAGCAAGGGGCUCACAGAGGACAGAGUGUUUUCCAAGGAGUAUCUCAGGGGAGGGACUGUCCAGACUAGAGGUCAGGUCACAUGUGAAUGGAAAACUGGUUCUUGGAUUUUGUGACAAGGGGGCCGUUAUUAACUUUGGUGACUGUAUUUUAGAAGUGAAUUUUUGCUUUUGCUUUUUUUUUUUUUUUUUUUUUUUUUUUUGCUUUUUAGGGCUACAUUCACAGCAUAUGGAGUUUCCCAGGCUAGGGGUCGAGUCAGAGCUCCAGCUGCCAGCCUACACCACAGCCACAGCAACGCAGGAUCUGAACCACAUCAGCAACCUACAGCAUAGCUCACAGCAACGCCGGAUCCUUAACCCACUGAGGGAGGCCAAGGAUGGAACCCAGAUCCUCAUGGAUUCUAGUCAGUUCUUAACCUGCUGAGCCACAAUGGGAGCUCCUAGAAGUGAAUUUAACUAAACAAAACACCUGAGCAGAUUUGAAGGAAUUUCUGAACUCAUGUGAGGUUACUUCACCUCGAAACUUUUCCAAUAGGAGUUCCUGCUGUAACACAUGGGAUUGGCAGUGUCCCUUCGGCACCAGGACGCAGGUCCUCUCUCCAGCCCGGCACAGUGGAUUAAAGGAUCUGGCAUUGCUGCAGCUGUGGUGUAGAUGGAAACUGCAGCUUGGGUCUGAUCCUUGGCCCAGGAACUCCAUAUGCCACAGGGCAGCCACAAAAGCAAAGCUUUUCCAAUAGAAAAAAAUGUAUAUAUAUACAUACAUGUGUGUAUAUAUAUGUAUGUGUGUGUGUAUAUAUGUGUGCGUGUGUAUAUAUAUACACACGCACACAUAUAUAUGGUUAUUGGGCUGCAUUGCUCGGCUAUUGUCUAGGUUAUACUGAGAAAUGCGUUUUCAAGAAUCCCUUGUGACUCCAGGUUAGAGUUCGCCAAAAGUAGAAAUGGCAUGAGAUUUGGGAAGUCACAGUGAAGGAGCAACCAUUGCUCCAAAAGGUUGAGAUGCGAUGCAGGGAAGGACAGAACCAGAGAUACUCGGAAGGUCUUCAUUUUCCCUCUCUUCCACUCUGUGUUUAGCCCUUUCUGUCUCCCAGCCCUGCUAACCAACGGUGGCCCCAGGCCUGCCACUGGAUGCCUGGCUACAGCCUGCAAAGGCAACAGCUCUUCACAGGCUUCUCCAUCAGCUCCCCCUUCAUGGUCUCACAUAAGCAGCCGGAUGUGCUUCUCAGGUUUUCUUGCAAGCGCUGACCUAUGCACCCAUGCCAGUGUUUCAAAAGGGCUGGUUUAGUGACUUCUCUAAUCUUCCAACUUCCCCUUGCAUACCUUUACUUCCUCAGCCACUCCCCCAAUGGUGCAUGAUCUAAUUCAUAAGAAAAAUUCCUUAUUCUGUAACACACACCACAAAUCCACUUCCCCAAUUGAACCCUGAUUGUAAAGUUACACUUUCUUUUCCUAAGAACUUGGUGAACAUUGCGCUUAUAACAUCGUGUGGUGCCAUUGAGAAGUCUUGAAAUUAACCUGCUCUCUCUUUUUCUUAGACAUUUCUGCCACACGAUUCUUUUUUUAUGCUUGAAGUGGAGGCUCUUUAGAAGCAUACGCCUUAGUCUUGAUUUUUGUACACUAAUUUUAACUGAGUUGCUGUUGCAAUCCUGAUGCUUUUUAUUUCAGGGAAGUUUUAUUUUGCGUAACUUUUUUCUGAUCUGUUUCUUCUCUUCUUCAGGGACAUCAGUUAUGCAUAUGUAAAGUGUCUUUGUCAUCUCCAUCCAUUUCAUAGCACUCUGCAUUCAUUUCCUAUCAUUAUUCUUUUUGGUUGUGUGCAAUUGGCUCUAGCCUCCUGUUCAGAGAUAAUUCUCCAUGAAUCUCCUGUUUCUUUUUUUGUGGAAUUUCCAUAUUUUUAAAUUAGAGUAUAGUUGACUUACAGUGUUGUGUUAAUUUCUGCUGUACAUCAAAGUGACCCAGAUAUAUAUGGGUUAUAUAUAUGUAUAUAUAUACACAUUCUUUUUCUUAUACUAUCUUGCAUCAUGUUCUAGUCCGAGAGAUUGGAUAUAGUUCCCUGUUUCUUAAUGUCUUGACAUUAACAGCCAGUGUGCUCAGAUUUAUUUAUAUUUCAGGACAGUAAAGAUAGAGAAUGUCUCCCUCCUUGGAGAUGUUUCUAGAAAAGAUUGGCUUACUUUCUAGGACAAUAAAGAUAACGUCUCUCUUCCUAAUGCAACAAAUCAGUGUAACGAUAUUGUAUUUUCCCCACAUUUUAAUUAUGUCAUUUUUCAAUCACGUGGAAACAUUGAAGGAACUGUACAAUGAACACAUAACUUUCAUCUGGAUUCAACAAUGUAUAUGUAAAUUUUUUCCUGAAUAAUUGAUGGCAGGUUAUAGACAUUAUAACAUCACACUCAGUUCCCAUCGUGGCUCAGUGGUUAACGAACCCGACUAACAUCCAUGAGGUUGCAGGUUCAAUCCCUGGCCUUGCUCAGUGGGUUAAGGAUCCAGCGUUGCCGUGAGCUGUGGUGUAGGUCGCAGACGCAACUUGGAUCCCGCGUUGCUGUGGCUGUGGCUGUGCCUGGCAGCUAUAGCACCAAUUCAACCCCUAGCUGGGGAGCCUCCAUAUGCUGUGGGUGCGGGCCUGAAAAGACAAAAAAAAAAAAAAUACAAAAAAACCCCAUUACACUCAAAUACUUGAGCAUCCAUCUCCUACAAAUAAGGACAUUCUCCCCCAUAAUUGGAUUAUCAUUAUCAACCUGAUUCUCAAGUGAUAUCUAAUAUGGUAUCUCAUUAUCAGUCCAUUUUCAAAUUUCUCUCAUUGUCUCCAAAAUAUAUUUUAUGACUUUAUUGAGAUGUAAUAGCAAAUAGUAAAUAGAACUUGUUUAACGUGUACAAUUUGAUGAGUUUUGAUAUAUGUAUAUACCUUUAAAACCAUCACUACAGUAAAAAUAAUGAAUAUAUCCAUUACCCCAAAAGUUUCCUUAUGCCCCUUUGUCACCCAGCCCUCCCUCCCCACACCCUUCCCCCCAUCCACAGGCAAUCUGUUUUCUGUCAUUACAAAUUAGUUUGCCUUUUCUAUGAUUUUAUAUAAACGGAAUCAUACUGUAGGCAUUUGCAUUUUGUUUGGCUUCUUUUGUUCAGCAUAAUUAUUUCGUGAUUCAUUUUUGCUGUUAACAUGUAUCUCUAUUAAUUACUCUUUACUGCUAGGUGGUAUUUCAUUGUAUAGAUGUACCAAAUUUGUGUAUCCAUUCAUGUGUUGAUAAAAAUCUGUGUUGUUUCUGGUUUUGGGCUAUUACAAUAAAACUGAUAUGAACAUUUGAAUACAA